Molecule: messenger RNA, 819 nt
Organism: Aspergillus candidus
Lineage: Eukaryota; Fungi; Ascomycota; Eurotiomycetes; Eurotiales; Aspergillaceae
Product: general transcription factor IIH subunit TFB6 family
Exons: 2
Coding region: 1-819 (272 amino acids)
Cellular component (GO): transcription factor TFIIH holo complex
Source: RefSeq, a predicted model, not a curated record
AUGGCCUCAGCAGAAACUCCCGGCGGGGGGUUUAUCCAGAACCCCCUCCUCUCCCCCGCGCCGUCAACAUCAACGGCAACACCAUCCAGUCUGCCCAAACCAAGAGCGCACCCGCUUCGCGCAGGCUCCUUGAAAGAAACGACUGUGAUCAACCACGUUGACAAGGUCCUCCUGAGCGUCAACCGACGACACGCUAAAAAGUUCAGCUCCGCGUUUGACGACCAAAGCCAGCAGGCGUCAGAGCGCGGGUACGAUAGCUUCAAGGAAGUAGCUAAGGAUCUUGAUGGAGUGAUUGAUGUGCUUUGGGUUAGUGGGACUCCUUCAAUACAAAUCCCAUACCUGAUCACCGUGGCCGGACUGAUCAACUCAUACCUCCCCGACUUCCCCCUCAGCCCGGGCUCAACCUUCCGCCUGCUCAGAAAACUCGACUCCGUCUUCGCAUCGCUACUCCUCGGCGAAGACGCAGACACGGGCGAAUCCCUUUCAGGCUUCGAAGGCCGACACAACGUCGUCUCCAUGACGGAGAAAGUCCGCAUCAAAAGUCUGGCUGAGACGUGUCGUGUUGCUGUCGUGGAGGCCAGCGAGCAGGUUGACGAGGAGGCAGAUGAGAGCGCAGAUAGCCUCGAUGGGGGGGAUGAUGAUGACGACGACGACGACGACGACGACUUUGGCACUGGGACGGGGGAGUAUCAGGCUCUAGGAAGGUGGGAUAUGGAGGCUGCUAAGGUUUAUGAGAAGACGAUUCAGUUGCUGGGGGAUGAGCUGGGGAAGGCGGGGGAGUUUGUGGAUAAUCAGAUUGGGUCUGGGGAGGUUUGUUAG